GUGGGCGCGCGAAAAGUUCAACAAAUUGUUCCAUGCUGUAUGUAGUAAACACUUCAAGCUAUCAGUAAAAAAAUAGAAAAAAAAAUAGAAAAAAUGUUCGACACUAAAUGGUUGCCUGCCGCCUGUGGCAGUUUGGCGCCCGCCCUCAUACCGCCCGCACACAUGUUGGUGUUGGCCUACUUUUGGCAAAAUUAUUCACGUUACGUUGAUAAACACUUUUGUACUUGCUCCUGCUGGGACACCAUAUUCAAGGGACCAUAUGAAUCGGGUAUCGCCUCCUAUAAGCAUCUCUACUUCAAUGUCACACAAAACUCGUUCAAAAUGUGGCUGAUCACCGUAUUCGCUGUUAUUGCACUUUAUGAAUGCAUUAAACAGUUGAUUGCGUUGAUAUUGCAACAACGUUGCCGCUACUCGAUGUUGUUGCUAUUCUCGUUGUCGAUAUUUUCACACUACUAUGCGUGGUGGGCGUACAUGAAUUACUACAACGACGACUACUAUCAACAAUGGAAUCAUCAACUAUUCUUUACGGUAACCGAAUUGAUAUCUUCCGUAUUGGUUAUGCAUCUGGCCAACACCACCAACACCGUCACAUCGAAAAAAGUAUUCUGCAUCGUUGGCAUUGCCAUACUCCACAUCACAGCCAGUAGUUUCGAUCAAUUCUUCCUGAAUGUGGUACGUGGCGAGGGCUAUGCCCAUCAAAUAGUACGUGAUAUCGGUUUUAUGGUACCGGACAUUCUCCAAUUAAUUAUACCAUUGUGGCUGUUCCGUAAAACGCGCAAGGAAUCGUAUACGACACGCCCCUUCUAUCGUGAUCGUAAUCUACACAAAGAUAUUGUGGCGAUGCUAUUCUUCGUGUUGGCACUCUUUGUGGUUUGUACGAUUUUGUGAGAUAAAAUUUUCCAAUACCUACAGAUGAUGAAUAGCGAAGAGGAAGCGCGUGCCACAAGGCGUAUGAAUUUAAUGGCGCGACUCUACUUCAAUUUGUAAGGUAAUUUGAAUAACCAACAUAUCUAUGUAAUGUAAAAUGUUAAACAGCAACAAAAGUGGGAGCAGACAUGUCAUACAUUUAGCGGAUGUUUGAGGUUGCGCAGCGGCAUAGCAUAACUUUGUCGCACUGAACCGCAAUUGGUGUGGUGUAAGUCUAGUUUUAGCUACAUAGUUUUAUAAUUACAAAUUCUAGUACAUACGCUCAUACGUACUUAGAUACAUCUGUACAUACAUAUGUAUGUAUAUAGUUAUAGAAUUAUAUAUUUAUAUUACAUAGUUCCAUAGUGCAACUAGUUCAAAGAACAAACUUUUUAGUUUUCCUUUCUUCCGCUAUGUAUAACCAUGUGAUAGAUGUGUGUGUUUCUUUUAUAAACUUAAAAUUUUAAUUAUGAUGGAUUUUUUAUUUUUUUUAAAAUAAAGUAGUGAAUAUUUUGAGUGUUAGUGA
Molecule: messenger RNA, 1432 nt
Organism: Rhagoletis pomonella (apple maggot)
Lineage: Eukaryota; Metazoa; Arthropoda; Insecta; Diptera; Tephritidae
Exons: 2
Coding region: 94-888 (264 amino acids)
Source: RefSeq, a predicted model, not a curated record